AUGUUAGGUUGAGAGGACAGCUCUUUGUCAAGCUAAAGUUUUGACAGGCUUGGUCCAAAAAUGGAGAGGCUACAGAACUCCUCUGCUGAAGUUGGUGUAUUGCAAGAGUUGCGGAAGUGUCUGAAAGUGUGUUAACCUGGCACGUUUGUUGGGAAGAACCCCCUGGCUGGUGUCAGCCGUAACGGGGAGGCCUGAAAAAGUGUCAGGAUGCCAGAGAUAACACAAAGUCAGACCCCGGUCAACAAAUCUCCAAGUAGGAGGAAGAAAAACAAAAACAAGGAGAGUCAUAAUGCAGUUGAAAGACACCGUAAAGAGAAAAUCAAUGCCGGCAUCAACCGCAUUGGAGACCUAUUGCCUUGCUCCCCAGCUCUUAAACAGAGCAAAAACAUGAUCCUAAGCGAAGCUCACCGUUAUAUAACAGAACUGAAGCAACAGAGUGAUGAAAUGCUUCUCACUGGUGGUGACAAGGGGCAAGCGGAAGAAAUAAAGCGACUGCGACGGCAAGUUGAGGAUCUGCGCAAGGAAAGUGCUCAUUACCUUGAGCUGCUCAAAGCCAAUGGCAUUAACUUCCUUGAUGACCCAACAAUUCAUUGGAAGGGCAAGCAGCGUAGUGCGAAAGUAGCUAAAGUAACACCAACUCAUCUGCUGUCCAAGGGAAUCAUUGUCUAUUCCAGUGGAAAUACCACCUCCCCCUCUGGUAAACAGCCUGGUCAACAAAAUCUUAUCCCACAGCAAGACAAACAGCCUGAGACUGCUGUGAUUGUGGAACGUGCCUGUGAUGUUAGACCAGUUGUCCACAAUGGAGCACCAGUCCAUGAUGUCAUACCAUCCUCCACUCCACAGCAUAUACCUGUAGCGACCCUUAUUCCUGCUGUGACCAGGAUUGGACUCGCAGUAGUUGAACAGCCUGCAGCAGUGGCCCCAGUUGCUCCGAAAUUGCCUCCCCCUGUGAAUUACAUCACUUUUCAGAGCCUGUGCCCACAACCUGCAAUCACUGCCCACUUGCCUCAGCAACCCCUGCCAGUCUCUCCUGCCCCUACCCUUACGUCUGGAACCAUCUCCACUGUCUUCCCAAGGCAAGGUGUAACCCAUCUCUCUCGAGGUGCAGACAGCAGACUGCUGGCCCCGGAUGUUGCGGUAAUGGUCACCUCUUCCAAUCAAACUUUACCGUCUAGUUCAAAUCUCCUCAGUGCUGCAGGGAAUACUCAGACAACAUGGACAACAUUGCAUCUAGCAGGGAACACGGUGCAACCAGUCUGUCAGUCAUUGCCAACUUCAGUCAGCAAUGGCGGCAACAGUGCUGGCCCGCAGCAGUUUUCUGUGUGCUCUGUUGGUGUGAAACCAUCAACCCAGCCCACAACAAUUCAGAUCCAACAACAAGCUGUUGCCAUGCCACAAGUUGCUUUCUCUACAUCUCUCCCACUCCAGCCUUCACAGCAGCAACAGCCACAGCUUCAGCCCCAGUCAGCCAUUUUGCCCCAAUCAACAUUGUUAACUCACCCAGUCAGUGUUUCCCAGGGUCAGCCUGUCAUCUUACCCCAAUCAACAUUGGGGCCUCAUUCACAAGUAACUGUACUGUCUCAGCCAACCAUGCAACCUGUAGCUCAGCCGCAGCCAGCUCUAAUAUCCGUAGGCCAGCCCAAGCCAGUUCUGCUACCCCAGACUAAACCGCAGCCAGCCUUACUUCCCCAGCCUCAGUUGGCAGUGAUGCCUCAAUCUGCUGUAAUAUCUCAGCAACAGUCUGUCGCACCACCACAACCCCAGCCAGCUCUAUUAUCCCAGCCUCAGCCCUCGGUUGUUGCUCAGCCACAGUCAGCAAUAGUGCCCCAAGCGCAGCCAGGCCUUAAUCAGCGGCAAGCUGCUGUGGUGCCUAUGCUUCAGACCAUGCAAGUUUUGCAGGUUAAUCCUGCUGGAACAACGGUUGCUGCAGUCCCUGUGCAACAAAACAAUAAUCCAAAUGUUGUUAUCUUGCAGCAGGCUGGUUCCUGUACAGCCCAACAAGUGAUGAGGGAGGAUCUGAGCAGCCAGACUACCCAGACACCUUGCCAACACAUUGUUAUUAUUCAGGCACCUAAUCAGACGCCUCAGACACCACAAACCCCCCAGACAGUAGUUCCUGCUGCAAUGCCUGUAUUACCUGGCAAUAUUACAACUUCCAACGCACUUUCUGUAAACAAUAACCAGGCGGUUUCAGGCAAACAGUUGGUACAUAUUCUUCCACAGCUUUCAUCACAGGCCCCUCAGACCAUCUCUAUGAAUGGACAAGUAUUUGUUUUGCAACCAGUGCAAUCACCUGACAAAGGGAGUGGUCUGGCUGCACCAGUUCCCCAACAGAUUAGUCAAACAUCUUCUGGUGAAGAACAGAGCGGUAGUCUCACUGUCCACAGCUUGGGCUCACUUACAAGCCUUAACCAGACCGACUCACAGGUUACUAGUCAAAGUAUUGUCCAAGUGCACACCAUUGCUCCACCGUCACAUGCAGUUGUGCAGCAUAACUUGCCUACCACUAAUUUAGCUGUCAAUAGCUCUGGGACAAUGGCUCCCACUUCCACAGAAACACCUGCACAACCCAAGCAAGUGAGUAGUGAAGUCAAAGGGCCUGUGAAAAAAAUAGGACCUUGCAGGAAACCAGGUAGGAAACCUAAAUCUGCUAGAAGUAAAGACCUCAAACUGGGACGGUGUCUUCUCCCAAUUGCAGCCAAGCCCACAACACCGCAGACUAAGCCAUUUGAUUCAGUCCAGCUUCUAAAGCAGUCCACUACUGCUGUAAUUGCUCCAAAAACAUCUUCAAGCUCUAAGAGGACAGUCACUGUCAGUUGUACAAACACUGUGCAGACCACAACAGCAGUCACCAAAAACAGUCCUACUGUGAUGAAGUCACCUGUCACUAGAGUAAAUCUCACAGCAAGUGGAGUUUUAAGUACAAGUGCCAGUUCUUCUCAGAACACCCCAUCAAUCAGUGUUGCUGUUUCAGAAGCUGUGGUAACGGUAACCAGUAUCCAGUCUACACUGGAUAAGUCAACAGUUGCUUCUCCAGUUACUAACUGUAAUGGUGUUAGCACCACAUUGAGUGUCCCAUCAGCAACACCAGUCAGCUCUGCUCCAAGUAGAACGAUGGCCACAUCCAUUAGUUUUACACAGGAAACAAUAUCUGUGUCUAAACAAACGGCCAAACUGAGCAGAUCUGCUGCUGCAACAAAUUCAUGUUCUUUGAAUACAUCAAUAGACAAUGGUGUGCUGAUGACAAAAGACACAACUGCAGUCUCUUGCGUUGACUCCAUUGUGAAGCCUCUAUGUUCAGCAGUCAGUGUUCAGCCUGUGAGCAGAGAAUCCCCUCAGACUAAAACAGUUUGUGUUGGCCUUUCUGUGCCCAGUAUACCUUCAGCAACAAGCUAUAGCUCAAUGGAGACUACAGCAUUAGUUACCUGUGUUGGUUCCACUCAUAGUAAAUCAACAGUUGUACCUUCCAGUGGUGUAAUGGUUACUCCCAUUCCUACAAUUCACACCUCUGCUCCAAGCAGACCAGCGAUUUCUGUACAGUCAAAUCAGCCACCUUUACAGUGUCAUAAAACUGCAAAUUUACUGGAUUCCUCACAGAUUUGCCGUUCUUCUACUUUGCCUCCAAUUCAAACAUCUUGUGCUGAGCCUUCAUUGCAGUCAACCCCAUCAGCCACAGCCAGCCAGAUGCAACCCCCUGAGCCUAGGAAACGAGAUAACACAAGUGGAUCUCGGAGCCAACCUCAGGAAGUAAGUUUGGCUCCUCUACCCUCUACACAGAUGAGUUCUGCUGAAUUGAAACUUGACUCAAGAAAGGAGAAAGCGCUUGUAUCUAUUGAGAAAGGUCAUUUGCUGACUGAUAGAUGCCCAAGGAAAGACUCUUCCCACCCUCAAGAGGUGUAUGCAUUAGAGCAGGAUUCUUUGGAACAGCCCCUUAUUUCAAAUAGCCAGACAGAUUUGCCACUCUCAGCUGGUGGUAGAGGGUUUUCAGUUGCCUCCAUGCUUCCUACUGGCCACAGUACAAGUGCUUCGUCUAACAGCUUUGGAACAUUCAGUUUCACACCUGAGCAGGCAGAGAUACUAGCGUUGGUUACCGCUUGGGAUCUACCCAAAUCCCAGCAAGCCCCCAACAGCAAAGAAAGGAACCCAGAGCAGCAGUUCAAGCCAAGCAAACACCUGGAUCUGCCCUUGAUAAAAACCUCUUCCCAAAGCUCUGUCAGAUGUCCACCAGUGGAAGGAACAACAAGCCGGCCAAAUAGACCACCUCACAGUGUGGCUUAUUCACAGUCUCAGUCCGCUUCAGUUGGUAGUCUUAAUGUCAACAAUUUAAUACGUCCCAGUUCCAGUCAGCCUUAUCCUGGGUCUCCCAGUCUGGCCCAGCAAGCCUCGGUUCCCUCACCAGGAGGCCCUGCUAACUUGGUGUCCCAACCAUCCACCCCCGUUCUUCCAAACUGUUCAGUAUCUGGACAGCUGAAUGAGUACACACCCCUCAAGAACAUGCGUCCACAUGGUGGUGGUGUAGCAGAACGACAUCUGAAGGAGCUACCGAAGCGUCCAGCCCAGGACGAUGUGAUGUUACCAAGUAACAAACGUCCCAAAGGCUGCCCGCCUGGUAAUGUCGGACGCAUGGAUGUCAAGACUGCAGAUCACUCCCAAAUGAUUAUUGGUCAAAUGACCCCAAUCUCUUCAGCCGUCAUGACUCGAAUCAACCCAGAGAGCUCACUUUUUUCCAGCAAUGGCUUCAUGAGCACAGUAUUGAGACCAACCGAUGGCCAUUGCACCUCUCAGGUACUCUCUCAAGAACCCAAUCAGCCUGGUGUAGUGCAUCUUCAGCCCAGUCACUCCCAGAAUAGUGCCCAAUCACAGCAACACAUAGGAGGAAACCCUUACCUGAAGCAUCAGCAGCAAGAGCAGCAGAGACAUCACCUGUAUCAGCUACAACAUCAUCUCACACAAUCUGACAACACACAGGGUCAGCUGCACAAUAUCCAUCAAAGAACGAUGCAGCAGGAUCAGCAUGUCCACAAAAAGAGGGGGAUGGUCCGUGGGGGUCAGACAGGACCCCCUGUUGGUAUGCAGCAGAAACAGCAUCAUUUGGAGAAGAGCGGGUUACAGCAGCAUCCGCCAUCUCAGCAACAUCAACAGCAUCAACAGCAGCAGCACCAACAACAGCAGCAGCAGCAGCAGCAACAGCAAGCACAUCAGCAACAGCAGCAACAAGCACAUCAGCAGCAUCAACAACAGCAGUUGCAGCAGCAUCAACAGCAACAUCAUCACCAACAGCAGCAGCAAUCCCAGCAACUCCAGCAGGCCCAACACCAACAACCACAGCCACAUCAACAGCAGCAGCAGCAAAUUCAGCAGCAGAGUUCUCACUCACGCCACCAACACCUUCAACAGCAGAUUCAGCAGCAGCACUUUGGGGGACGACUGCAGGAGAAGACAUGCGAGGCCCAGCCAACAGGCCCGAGGACUCAUCAGAACAAUCAUAUGGGGCAGCAGGAGUGUCAGAGCGGGCAGGACCACAACACUGUCCAAAGACUCAUGGGUUCUCGGAGUCUGGAACAGCAGUUGACCUCACAGGCUAAUAGCUCUGCAUCUCGUUCAUCUGACCUCACGUGUGCUCCUUCACGACACGAGCGCCAGCGUCUUUCUAGCUACUCAGCAGAGGCUCUCAUUGGGAAGUCGUCCUCGAGUGGCGAACAGCGCAUGGGGCUUCACCUGCAGGCUCCACGUGGUAACAAUCAAGAUCAGCCAGACUUGCGCUAUUUGGAACGGGGAAAAGGGAAUAUCAACCACAAUCCAGCAAAUAGGCUGCCACCUGACCACCCUGGGCCAGCUGAUGUCCAGCGUAUUAAUGAAUGCCCUCCUUUUAAGACCCUGAGCAGUAGCCACCAACUUGGCAAUUUUGAGGUGCAGGUGUCCCGUGCAGGAGAUGCCAAUAAAACUGUACCUCCAGUGCAACGGGGCCCUCAAGUGCAAGGCACCUUUCGAAUGGGCCCAAGUUCAGGAGGGGAUGGCCGGUCGCGCGUGCCUUAUUCAAGCACUCAUGCAGGGCCACAGGGCAUGCAGAUUGGGGUAGGGCAAGAGGCUUGCCAGAGCUUCAUGCAAAGUCUCCUGGCUCCACAUCUACCUGAACAAACUGGACAUCAAAGAUCACAGUGCUGCCCCCCUGUUAGCAUAGAAUAUAGCUGUGUGCCUGGAACAUCUGCUGGGGAUUUGCAGGCCAAAGCUUCUAGUCCUAGUCUAUCCUCUUCUCAAAAGGCUCCUGCAAUGCGCCUUGGGGAAAGCAAUAAGGGACACAUACCCCAGGUUAGUGGGAAUUUGCAUGGCCAAGGAGUUAGGACAGGACUCCCCCAUCUGCCAACACCUCAGAGUAAUACUGAACCAGGAAGAAACUCCGCUCCUUCUAGACCCCUGUCGGCAGUCAGUCAACGCACCCGCCAUAUUGGACAAGAGGCUCAAAGUUCUAAGAUUCGACCAGGGGAACGGCAAAGGUCAGGAACCGUAAGAACUUCAGACCCGUUUGAGUCUGAGGGCUCCCUAACACUUCCUUCCACUGGAGGUGUGAUCCUUGGGCGUCCACAGACAGGAGCUGAGACGCGAAGGGGCAGUAUAGUGCGCUUCAUGCCCGACAGCUCACAGGUUAGCAGUGAAAACAAUCUGGUGUCUGACCAGCACCUCUCUCAGAACUUUCCUAGUUUCCCUUUCAUUGCAGACGGCAGCAUGAACCCACCGCCACCCAUAAAUGCAAACUCUACUUUCAUCCCCCCUGUUAGCCAGUCUGGUACAUCCCGCACCCCAGCCCUUCUACCUGUGGAGCCUCAGAAUACCUUGCCCUCAUUUUACCCCUCCUAUUCCCCUGCAGCUCAUCCCAGCCUUCCAAGUGAACUCCCAAUACAGUAUUUCUCCAACCAAAUGUUUACAAGCCCAAGUACAGACAAGAGUAGCACCGCUCCACUCAAUAACCGUUUUAGUUCCAUACUCUCCCCACCACGACCGGUUGGCUUUGCUCAAGCCAGCUUUCCACUGCUCCCAGAAAUGCCUCCCAUGCCCAUCGGGAACUCUUCAAGCAUCACCCCUCACCUUCCGAACUUCAAUUUGACCUCACUAUUCCCAGAAAUUGCCACAGCAAUGCCACCAGAUGGUUCGUCAAUGCCUAUGUCCCCGUUGCUUUCUUUGGCCAAUACGUCAUCUACAGACUCUAGCAAACAGACCAACCGCCCUGCCCACAACAUCAGUCAUAUUUUGGGGCAUGAUGGGAGCUCUGCUGUCUAAACAACACUUGAGACUGUUGGUGAUGAAUCGAAACCUAGAAUAUUUCAAGGGUAUUUCAGGUGUUAUCAUACUGUCCCUCACAGGGAUUCUUUUUAGAGAUAUAGUUUUUCAGAAAUCACCUGUAGCUAGAUGGUUUGAUACUGUAACAGGAGUUCUACUUUUGUGAUGACCAGAGUAAUGACCAUGGUAUUUAAUAUCAUGGUAGUCAGGGUUAUACAAGGGCAUGAAAUGCUAUGAACAUUUUUAUUCCAUCUGUAAUGUUGGUUGAUUUAAAUCUCUUUCUGUUCAUGUUGAAAGGUUUUUGUGUACAAAUAUUAUUUUCUUUAUUAUUGUUUCUAAAAGAGUUUAAGGUUUUUCUUGCAAAUUAGAAUAUCCACAAGGAAUGAGUUUGAUUAUUUAUUUAAGUUCCUAGAACACAUUGUAGAUAUUUGUAAAUAUACAAAGUUGAUUAUUAAAGGUUUUCUAAGUAAA
Molecule: messenger RNA, 7746 nt
Organism: Alosa alosa (allis shad)
Lineage: Eukaryota; Metazoa; Chordata; Actinopteri; Clupeiformes; Clupeidae
Product: basic helix-loop-helix domain-containing protein USF3
Exons: 7
Coding region: 208-7275 (2355 amino acids)
Molecular function (GO): protein dimerization activity
Source: RefSeq, a predicted model, not a curated record